Messenger RNA from Aethina tumida (small hive beetle), 4116 nucleotides. Its product is annotated as phosphatidate phosphatase LPIN3. The record is from RefSeq and is a predicted model, not a curated record. Gene Ontology annotation, biological process: positive regulation of transcription by RNA polymerase II; cellular response to insulin stimulus; fatty acid catabolic process. Gene Ontology annotation, cellular component: nucleus. Gene Ontology annotation, molecular function: transcription coactivator activity; phosphatidate phosphatase activity. The transcript has 13 exons. Lineage: Eukaryota; Metazoa; Arthropoda; Insecta; Coleoptera; Nitidulidae. Bases 493 to 3243 code for a protein of 916 amino acids.
AGACAUUGGAACUACGGUGUUCUUCAGUUCGGUUUUCAUGGGGUGUGCUGUCGGUAUUGAUGUAUGUUUCUGUGAAGGGUUGAGAUUCUAGUAAGAACAAAGUGGUGCAAGUUCUCAAUUUGAUGUUGUCACGAUAAUCAGCGCGGAGACGUUUGUGGGAAACGACAGAUCGGACCGAGUAGCGUUUGCGCAGCACGUCACUUUCGCCGACAUAAAACUGGCCGGCUCUCGUUUUCCGGACCCAAUACAACGCCAGAACUCGAUUUCGUCGUUGUAACGUGCGCACACAAACACACACACAUACACACACACACACACCGCAAGCGAUUCGCGCCGAACUUGAACCCGCAGCAGGACCUUGGAGCGACCGAUCAUCAGCAGGACGAUCGACGCGUGAACCAUGGGACAGUGAGACGGUGGUGCUGGUGCGGAUCAUCGAUUUUCGAACAGUAAUAUUUGUCUGUGAGCCGUGACAAAAACGAUCGGUACAAGAUGAACGGGAUGAUGAAGAUGUUCUCCAGCGUGAAGGACUUUUACAACGAGAUCAACGGUGCCACGCUGACCGGUGCCAUCGAUGUGAUCGUUGUGGAGCAGCCCGACGGAAGCUACAACUGUUCACCCUUCCAUGUGCGCUUCGGGAAGCUGGGGGUGCUCAGGAGCAGGGAGAAAGUGGUUGACAUUAUCAUAAAUAAAGAGCCUCAGAAUAUACACAUGAAAUUGGGGGAAAGUGGCGAAGCCUUUUUCGUCGAGGAAUUGGUCGACGAGAACGACAUUCCAGAACAUCUGGCUACGUCCCCAAUUCCCGUUGAGUUUGAAGACAUGCUAAAGCAUCAAGGCAGAAGAAGGAGCUUGGACUUGGAGAGCGGCGAGCUGCCUAAUUUAGAUAACCAAGUAAACGAUUACUCCAAACGCAGAUACACGGCGGACAACGAAAACGGAAAGACUAGAGAGAGAAACUUCAUUCAAAGACAAAUAGGCUUAGGGAACAUAGAAACGUUGGAGAAUUCAGCGGAGGAAAUGACACAUUCCAUACAUUCCGCCAAAAUGAGCAGCGAGGACGUCAGCAAGAGCAACGAUAUAUCCGAGACCAUAUUUAAAAUGGACAGCUUGGAUAUGGAAGGCAGCAAAUCGGAGGAGGUGACCAAGACACCCGUGCAGGGAACCCCCAACGAAACCAAGAGCAGCAAAAAGAAAAAGAAGAAGAUGAGAAAGAAAAACGCCGCCCGAAAGUCCAUAAACAACUCGAACACAAACUCGACCGCUGAACAGUCGGAGAAGAUCAGCGACUCAAACACCAGUUCGUUGGACAGCAACUCCUCAGAACCAGAACUACAGAAGCUUGAGAAGGAAGAAAAAGAAAUGAUCGACUCAUUGAAGAUGAUACCGGAUUUCCAUUUCUUCAGUGACACAGAAGUGACAAACAGCACCGCAAACGAUUCCAGGUCGGGGUCUCCGACUCACGUCGAGUCCGUUCAAUCGGAUUCGGAAAUAGAAGUGAAGAAGAUGAAAGGUAAGUUUUAUAAACCUUUGAUGUGGCAGUCAAAUUACAUUUUCUUAGAAGAUGUGCAGAGUUCCAAGAACUGGGAAUGGGGCGGGUUCCCCAGCUUAUCCGAAACCACUUCCCCGACAAGCGAGAAUCCAACCAAAGAGGAACAAAAGUCGAUGCUCAGCGGGAUGUUUUCGUUCAUGAAGCAGAAGCACAGCGCCCAGAACCAAUUGAUGGAAGGUGGACGGUAUCUGUCGGAAAUCACGAACAACAUCGAUCCCGAAGUUACAGAGAUUUACUUCAACAAACGUGCUGAGUCCGACAUGGAUUGUGAAUCAGGAAACGGACCAUCCCUGGCUCAAAGUCCAAUCACCGCGGAAAUGGGAAAGUCUCUGGACUCCGACUUCGAUGAACAGAAAUCCACUCACAUUUUCUCCCACGACAUCUCAUUGUCGCUGUGCGGCUGGGAUCCAAUGCCAUCUGAGGAGAAGUUUCUCGAGCACACUGUCAAAUUCAGUGACUUAUGUAAUAAUCCCGUUCUUUUUGAAGACAACAAUUUGGUGGUUAGAAUUAAAGAUAAAUAUUAUUCGUGGAAAGUGGCAGCUCCAAUUAUCGCCACCAUCAUGGUGUACGGAAGACCUUUGUUGCAAUCCUCAGUGGAUCAUUUGGUGAGUCUUCAUAUGCCUUCUGCCCCAACUGGAGAUAAAGGAAUCAGUAAGCAAGAGUCCCAGGAGUCUACAAGAUCUUGGUCGGCGUGGUGGAGGGGCCGAAAGACUACAAGAGAAACCACUUCUGUUACAGAACCUAGUGAGAUUAAAACCACAACAGAUGCCAAAGAAGAGAAGAUAGUGGAGGAAGUUAUCCAGGAAACAAUCACCGACAGCCCCACUGCUACAACUCCAAACAAACCAAAGGAAAUACAUAUACCCAUCGAGAAGGAAGACGAGGUUAUAAAUGUGAAGGAGUCACCAAGCAGUGACAAAUUCAGAAAGACGUUGCGUCUCAGUUCCAAACAAAUUCACUCAUUGAACCUCAAAGACGGCGUGAACGAGGUGGAAUUCAGCGUAACAACAGCUUAUCAAGGAACAACAAGAUGCCAAUGCCAUUUGUACAAGUGGAAGUGGGACGACAAAAUAGUCAUUUCCGACAUUGACGGCACCAUAACAAGGUCAGACGUUUUGGGCCACAUCCUGCCGAUUGUCGGCAAAGACUGGGCGCAAACCGGAGUGGCUCAGCUCUUCAACAAGAUCAAAGACAACGGAUACAAGCUGUUGUACCUCAGCGCCCGGGCCAUCGGACAGGCGCGCAUCACCCGCGACUACUUGAGAUCAAUCAAACAGGGCGAUCUUAACAUGCCCGACGGACCCAUUCUGUUGAACCCCACGUCCUUGAUUGCGGCCUUCCAUCGGGAGGUGAUCGAAAAGAAGCCGGAACAAUUCAAGAUCUCCUGCAUGAGCGACAUCAAAGCUCUCUUCCCUCCAGACUCCAAUCCGUUUUACGCCGGCUACGGUAACAGGAUUAACGAUGUUUGGGCGUACAGGGCCGUUGGUAUUCCUAUUGUUAGGAUUUUCACUAUUAAUCCUAAGGGCGAAUUGAAGCAUGAGCUCACCCAAACCUUCCAAUCUAGUUACUCCAACAUGAGUUAUAUAGUGGACCAGUUGUUCCCUGCAGUGCUCCAAGCCGCCGAUGAUUACUCCCAGUUUGUGUAUUGGCGGGAGCCAAUUUCUUCUAUUGAAGAUUUGCCACCAAUAGUUUAAUAUUGUACCUAUUAUAUAUGCAUUUACUAUACAGUAUUUAGCAACAAAUGUCAUUUAAUCUCAGCUGAUGCUUUCCAUGUAAUGCAAUACUUAUUGGUAUGAUGAGUAAAUUCAUGUUUUGAACCAGUUUUCAAUGGGUUUAUGAAGAAACAUUAAUAGUUCUACAAGAUAUUAUGCAAUAAGAAACAUGUUUCUUUAGAUAUUCGUUGAAACAAUGCUUAAACUUUUUUAAUGUACGCCACUAUGUCUCAUAUCGUAGAAUCAUUACUGCGUAUUCAUGCUAUAUGAAAUUAAUAUGUGUAUUUAAAUUGAAAAUUUAUGUAUUUUUAUCAUCAAUUCGUUUACCACCACAUCACUGUUUAUGGUAUGUUAAUCUUUAUUGUAAGAAAUGGUAAUACCAUGUUAAAAUAAUAUAAUGUAAUUAGUUUACAAGUAAACUUAAUUUAUUGUUUAGCUUCAUAGAUAAAUGGUAAUUUCUAUAGACUGUCACAAGUGCUAGAUUUUAGUGAAUUAAAUAUUGUUGCUUAUUUUUAAGUAACAUUCCAUUAUAGUAAAAAUUGAUCUGUUAUAUUGAUUUAAUUUUUAUUUUAUUGGAAUAGUUUAACCAUUUAGAAUUUUUAAUUUGUAACAAAAGGCUGUUGGUAAUGUGAUAUGUAAACUACCAAUGGAAACAUAUUCCAAAAACAAAACUUUAGGUUUAGUAUGUUUUUUCGUUUAGUAGGGUUUACUAUUGUAAUUUGUAAAGAAAGUCAUAAUAAGCCGUGCACUCUACAUUUGUGAUAUUUGGUGAUUACGAUGGGACAAUUUAUUUUUUUUAACAACCUCUUGUUUUGUAUUAAUUUAUUGCAAUAAAAUUGUGAGUAGAAUGUCAAA